This is a messenger RNA of Sodiomyces alkalinus F11, 786 nucleotides long. Its product is annotated as adenylate kinase. Gene Ontology annotation, cellular component: mitochondrion; cytoplasm. Gene Ontology annotation, biological process: ADP biosynthetic process. Gene Ontology annotation, molecular function: AMP kinase activity; ATP binding. The record is from RefSeq and is a predicted model, not a curated record. The coding region runs from base 1 to 786 and encodes 261 amino acids. The transcript is spliced from 4 exons. NCBI's taxonomy places the organism in Eukaryota, Fungi, Ascomycota, Sordariomycetes, Glomerellales, Plectosphaerellaceae.
AUGGGUAUUGCCGAGGAUGAAGUCAAGGCACUGAACAGCAAGCUCGAGGCGCUCGAGCUGCGGAUCAAGAACCUGGAGCAAAAGUCUUUCGGCACAUCAGGAAAGACCGCCGAAGAAAUCCGCAUGAUUCUCAUCGGCCCUCCUGGUGCUGGCAAGGGCACACAAGCACCCAAGAUCAAGGAGCUCUUCUCCUGCUGCCACCUGGCCACCGGUGAUAUGCUGCGGUCGCAGGUCGCGAAGAAGACUCCGCUCGGCCGAGAGGCCAAGAAGAUCAUGGACCAGGGCGGCCUCGUCAGUGAUGAUAUCGUCAUUGGCAUGAUUAAGGAGGAGCUUGACAACAACAAGGAGUGCAAGGGAGGAUUCAUUCUUGACGGCUUCCCAAGGACAGUCCCCCAGGCCGAGGGUCUCGACAAGAUGCUCCAGGAGCGCAACCAGACGCUCCAGCACGCCGUCGAGCUGCAGAUCGACGACUCACUCCUCGUCGCCCGCAUCACUGGCCGCCUCAUCCACCCGGCCUCGGGCCGCACGUACCACAGCACCUUCAACCCUCCCAAGGAGUACAUGAAGGACGACGUCUCGGGCGAGCCGCUCGUCCAGCGCAGCGACGACAACCCCGAGGCCCUCAAGAAGCGUCUCGCGACCUACCACGCCCAGACCACCCCCGUCGUGAACUACUACCAGAAGUCCGGUAUCUGGAAGGGCAUCGACGCAUCCCAGCCCCCUGGCCAAGUCUGGAAGAGCCUGCUCAGCAUCUUCCACGAGCAGCGCAAGGCUGGUGACAGCUAA